Fundulus heteroclitus (mummichog) is the source of this 4143-nucleotide messenger RNA. RefSeq names its product oocyte zinc finger protein XlCOF6-like. Gene Ontology annotation, biological process: regulation of transcription by RNA polymerase II. Gene Ontology annotation, molecular function: DNA-binding transcription factor activity; RNA polymerase II cis-regulatory region sequence-specific DNA binding. The transcript is spliced from 2 exons. The record is from RefSeq and is a predicted model, not a curated record. The coding region runs from base 215 to 2509 and encodes 764 amino acids. Lineage: Eukaryota; Metazoa; Chordata; Actinopteri; Cyprinodontiformes; Fundulidae.
GGAGGAGACUGAUAGCAGCUUUCCAUUAACUGCUGCUCCUAUCAACAAUAUUAAGGAAGAGGCCUCUGAAGAACAGAAUCCUGAUGGGUAUCAGCAGGAGCUGGAGCACCUCAACAUAAAGGAGGAAAAUGAAAUAAUCUGUACCAGUCAGGAAGAACAACUGAAUUUGAAAGAAAAGACUGAAAUUACCAGGUUUCUAUCAACUGUUGUUCAUAUGAAGAGUAAAGAGGAUGCAGAGAAACCUCUGUGUUCUUACUUUCCUCAACUGCAAAAAGAAGUCAGCGUAUUUCCAGCCAGCACUUCAGCUGACUAUAUACAAGGAAAAAUUAAAGACGAUGACUCAAAAGCGGAUUCAAAGAAAAACGUUUUAAAGACAAACAUAGCAAUCCACACUGGCAAGAAAUCGUUUGGCUGUGAUGAUUGUGGAAAAAGAUUUUUCUUAAAGUCAGUCUUAAAAAGACACAUGGGAAUCCACAUGGGGAAAAAACCCUUUGGUUGUGAUGCAUGUGGGAAAAGAUGUUCUUCAAAGUCUUACUUGAACAAACACAUUAGAAUCCACAUGGGAGACAAACCUUUUGGUUGUGAUGAUUGUGGGAAAAGCUAUUCUAUCAAAUCAAAUUUAAUUAGACACAUGAAAAGCCACACAGGGGAUAAACCUUUUGGCUGUGAUGAUUGUGGAAAAAGAUUUUACAUUAAGUCAGACUUAAACAUACACUCAAGGAUCCACUCAGGAGUGAAACCUUUUGGAUGUGAUGAUUGUGGGAAAACAUUUUACAUAAAGUCCCAAUUAAAUGUACACAUGAGAAGCCACACAGGAGAUAAGCCAUUUGUUUGUGAAACAUGUGGAAAAAGAUAUUCCUCAAAAUCAGACUUAAACAAACAUCUAAGAAUUCACAUGGGGGAGAAACCUUUUGGUUGUGAUCACUGUGAAAAAAGAUUUUCAAGAAAGCUAAAUUUGAGCUUACAUAUGAGAACUCACACAGGAGAGAAACCUUUUGGUUGCGAUGUGUGUUGUAAAAGCUAUUCCUCAAAGUAUGACCUAAAAAGACACAUGAAAAGCCACACAGCAGAGAAACCUUUUGGUUGUGAUGUUUGCGAUAAAAGAUUUUUUUUAAAUUCAGGCUUGAGGGACCACAUGAGGAGCCAUACAGGAGAAAAACCGUUUAGUUGUGAUGAUUGUGGAAAAAGAUUCUCCAUCAAGUCACACGUAAAAAUACACAUGAGGAUCCACACGGGUGAGAAACCUUUUGGUUGUGAUGAUUGUGGAAAAAGAUUUGCCUUCAAGUCGGUCUUUAAUAGGCACAUGAGAUCCCACACAGGAGUGAAACCUUUUGGUUGUGAUGAUUGUGGAAAAACAUUUUUCUUGCAGUCAUUCUUAAACAGACACAUGAAAAUACACACAGGAGAGAAACCUUUUGUUUGUGAUACUUGUGGAAAAAGAUUCACCAUGAUGUCACAUUUAAAUUCACACAUGAGAAUCCACACAGGAGAGAAGCCCUUUGGUUGUGAUGUAUGUGGGAAAAGAUGUUCUUCAAAGUCAGACUUGAACAAACAUGCAGGAAUCCACUUGGAAGAGAAACCUUUUGGCUGUGAUGAUUGUGGAAAAAGAUUUUUCGUAAAGUCAGUCUUAAAUAGACACAUGAGAAGCCACACAGGAGAUAAACCUUUUGCCUGUAAUGAUUGUGGGAAAACAUUUUAUAUAAAGUCAGAAUUAAAUGUACACAUGAGAAGCCACACGGGAGAUAAACCCUUUGGUUGUGAUGUAUGUAAUAAAAGAUGUUCCUCAAAAUCAGAGUUAAACAAACAUGUAAGAAUCCACAUGGCAGAGAAACCUUUUGGUUGUGAUGAUUGUGGAAAAAGAUUUUUCAUACAGUCAUAUUUGAAUAUACACAAGAGGAUCCACACGGGAGAGAAACCUUUUGGUUGUGAUGUGUGUUGUAAAAGAUAUUCCUCAAAAUCUGACCUAAAUAGACACGUGAAAAGCCACACAGGAGAGAAACCUUUUGGUUGUGAUGUGUGUGGUAAACGUUUUGCCUCAAAUUCAGGUGUGAAGGACCACAUGAGAAUCCACACAGGGGAAAAACCCUUUAGGUGUAAUGAUUGUGGAAAAAGAUUUUUAAUUAAGUCACAUUUAAAUAUACACAUGAGGAUUCAUACAGGAGAGAAACCUUUUGUUUGUGAUAUGUGUUGUAAAAAAUAUUCCUCAAAGUACGGCCUAAAUAGACACAUGAAAAGCCACACGGGAGAGAAACCUUUUGGUUGUGAUACAUGUGGUAAAAUAUUUCCCUCAAAUUCAGGUUUACAGGACCACAUAAGAAUCCACACAGGGGAAAAACCGUUUAGUUGUGAUGAUUGUGGAAAAAGAUUUUCUAUCAAGUCGGUCUUAACUAGACACACGAGAAUCCACAUGGGAGAGAAACCUUUUAGUUGUGAUCAUUGUGGGGAAAGAUGUUCCUCUAAAUCAGACUUAAACAAACAUAUUAGAAUCCAUGUGGAAGAGAAAGCAUAAAAAUCCCUUUAUUAUCCCACAAAGAAGAAGUUUAGACAUAGCUGUGGCAAAAAGGCAAAGUUGUACAUCAAAUCAUCAACAAAAAGGCUAAUGUAAAGUUUGUUCUAAGGCCACAGAGAACAUAUAAAAGACAUAAUAAAAUAUGUAAAUAAGUAAAUAUUGCACAAUUAUUGAUAAUAUGGAUUAUCCAGUUAAAAAGGAAUUAUUAAAGGUAGGGUGGACGAUUUUUGCUAAAUUGUAGGUAAGAAACGACCAAGUCCCUUUUUGAAUAACUGUAUGUCCAAGGCGAUCUUACCUGCUCUUUUGCUCCUCAGGAGGAUUGUGAAAAAUCUCCCAAAUACACUCUGGUCUUAUUUCUUUCUUGCCUUCCUCUUCUCAUAAACAUACAAGACAGUUUGCAUCUUGUGACUCUUAUGAAUGGCUAACAGUAAAGCUAACUUGAUAAAAAAAACACUAGAAAUGCAACUGGAUGCAUCACUUUUCAUACAUUUGUGACCCUGGUUGUAGGAGAGCUUUUGCCAUGACAAAAAAAGUUAUUAAAAUAGUGAUUCAAUGUUUGUAUCUAAAAAAUUUACUUUAUAAAACAAUUUAGGAAUUUUAAUGUAUUGCCUGAAUCCACAUUACAUAAAACGAUCUAUACUAAAAAAAAAAAGGCACACAAAGUGAACUAGGUGAAUAAGUAAUUGAAGCCGUGUGAAUCAAAUUCAGGAAAUUAUUUAAUGCAACAGACAAGCCAGAACUACAGCAAAACAAUGGCGUUAUCUAGCGACACUUUGACUUAACUGCCACCCCAGUCUACUCACUCACUUUUUUGUAGGGUUGUUCCUUUCUGGACUUGUCUCGGUAAUAAUAAUUGGUUGAGUCAUAAAACUCAGGCCGACCACAGACCGCCAUUAUCAGUUUUUCUGUGAUGCUGAAUAAAAACAGCUUCAUCUCUUCUGUUCCUCACCUUAAGUGUUGAGCAAUAUAGGCCAGUGAAGGGAGAAUGAUUCAUGGAGUUUUCUGAAGCAGAGGGGGUGGAUGAUUGCUUAGAGCCGAGAUGUGCAGUUCUGUGUAGAAGAAUAGGCAGUUGUCCAGGAUGAGGGUGCUUGCAACAUCUUAGGUUGCGUUGGAAGGGGCUGUUGGCAAACAUAAGAAAAGUGGUGAUUCAGCUUAUUCACUCAGCCCAAGUUGCCCAAAGCUAGGGUGUUCUGUUUGUGACCUGAAAUUGUUUUCAGGAUUUUUAAGACAUCAAUGAUGUCUUGCAGUUCUGCUUCCAUUUUCUACCAGUAGUUUUUUUCCCUUCUCAGACGUUCGUCAUAUCUUCUUGUACUGCUUUCAGAUCCUCUGUAUUUACUGACUUUAAAACCCUCUUCUCCUUAAGUAAACAUUUAUUGCUGGGUUUAUACUGGGUUUGCUGUUUGAAAACACCUAGUUCUGGUUCUAGGUAUGAAGAGUAGGCUUGAGCCAGAAGACCUGGUGUUGUAGAACUGUGUGUCAUCAAGCAUAGUUAUGGUAGAUGAUGUUGUUUUUUUAUGAUCUGAGCUAGAGGGAGCAUGUAGGUAUUGAAUAGGAGGAACCAAGGAUGGACCCUUGAGGAACCCCACAUGUGAUUUUUGUCAUCUCUGAUGUAAAGUUACCUACUGACAAAAAAA